Messenger RNA from Paramuricea clavata, 15685 nucleotides. The record is from the annotation of a GenBank genome assembly. Lineage: Eukaryota; Metazoa; Cnidaria; Anthozoa; Malacalcyonacea; Plexauridae.
GACCACAUCAUCGAACUACUGUCUGUAUUUAGACCCACAUAUCAAAAUAGCUGGUUUGCCGGAGAACAUCAAGAAAGCCAAAGAUAUGGUUGCGGUUAAACUUGAAUCGAAGGUAUUGGAUGACUCUGUUUGGAUUAGAUAGAAAUUAAGAUCCCGGUUUGACUCUAUACUCAGCAACUCAUGCUUUUGUUCUGAGAACUCCUGAGGUGAAUUCAUAGAAAUAAUACAUAUGGAAUACGUACUUCAUAUCGAUUAUUUCUAUGGGUCAGAUGAAACUUUAGUAUUUAUUAAUUGUGACGUCCAUAUCCAAGCAUUUUUACAAACGUUAAAAAAUCACUACCCUACUAUUAUAAAGGCUGCUCUCCGCUCACGCGUUUUUCGUACGUGCGUAUACGCACGAAAAAGCUCAAAUUUUUCUAAAUUUAACACUAGUAUGAAUUACCUGUACAAAUGCACAUUAAAUCAUUCACAAGACUAUAUGCUUACUUUUAUUCAUCCAGUUAUUUCAUAAGUAACAUUUGUAACGGUCAUAAAGUAACUGCUAGGGUGGGCUGCAGCGAUUUGGGACGAGCCAUUUUCCCAAUUUAGAUUGGGUGGGUGGGUGGGUGGGUGGGUUGGUGGGUGGGUGGGUGGGUCAUGAAAUAAAUUUGGUAAGAUUAGAUGGGCUUUGAAAUUUUUAUCUACAUCCUAAGAUGGGUCACCAAACUUAUUGGCAAAAUUUGUGAUUUACCUCCAGCCCACUCUAGCAGUUACUUUAUGACCAGUCCCUAAUAGCACGACAUGAGGAGAAUUAGUGAUUAAAUGCCCCGAGGGUGUGGUAAAGUUUGUGGAGGUACACAUGAUCAAUCAGGUCAGUACCGUAAUUAGUUUCUAUUAUUUAAAACUCAUAUAAAUAAGAAUCCAAACAAGUAUGUAAUAAUUAACAGUACAUAAAAGUGUUGUGUAUGAAGGUGUUGUUUGGAUGUUCGGCAUACAAAUACGGGCAAUUUACUAAAUUGCCUGGUCGAGCGGGCGAAUUAGUAAAUUGCCCGCCCAGAGAAAAUUUAGAGAUUUUAAUGCCCGCUCGCUUGGAACAAUAGAACUCGAGGUGAUCAUGGUAUUACUAUCAUAAUUGUUAGUAGUAAUCCAUAAUUGUUGUCUUCAGGCAAACCGCGUCACGCUAAAGAUGGAUGUGUCCCAUACAGACCAUUCGCAUAUAAUUGGACGCCGUGGUCAAAGCAUCAAUAAAGGUAAGAAAAUCUACGAGAUGUACGCGGAGUAGAAAAAUUUACGUUCGGACUAUACUUUUGAGAAGAAGAACUAGCGUACAGACGUAAAAACGCACAAGUUGUAGCAGCAGACUUGUAGCUAGCAAUGCAUUUUCAACAACUUGUCAACAGGAUGUGUUCGCACUGCUUGUUCCCAGCUUGUUGACAACUUGUUACAACGUUGUUGAGCUCAACAGACUUGUUCCAACUUGUUCCAACAACUUGGUAUCGUCAAGAUUCUUGACGAUGUCACAAAAAUACAUCGUAAAAACGCAAGUUGUGACAAACCUGCAGCCGACUUGUAGCAAUGCUGUUCCAACAACUUGUCAACAGGAUGUGUUUGCACUGCUUGUUUCCAGCUUGUUGACAACUUGUUACAAAGUUGAUAAGCUCAACAGACUUGUGACAAGUUGUUCCAACAACUUGUUAUCGUCCUGCAGUUCAACAAUUUGUCAACAAGUUGUGAGUGACAACCUUGUAGCAACUUGAUAAAAUAACAGCAUUGUUACAACUUGUUGACAAGCUUGUUACCAGCCUGUUGCGAACACAUUUUGUUGACAAGCUUGCUACAAGCCUGUUGCGAGCACAACUUGUUGACAAGCUUGCUACAAGCCUGUUGCGAACACAUCUUGUUGACAAGCUUGCUACAAGUCUGUUGCGAACACAUCUUGUUUACAAGCUUGCUACAAGCCUGUUGCGAACACAUCUUGUUGACAAGCUUGCUACAAGCCUGUUGCGAACACAUCUUGUUGACAAGCUUGCUACAAGCCUGUUGCGAACACAUCUUGUUGACAAGCUUGUUACCAGCCUGUUGCGAACACAUCUUGUUUACAAGCUUGCUACAAGUCUGUUGCGAACACAUCUUGUUGACAAGCUUGCUACAAGCCUGUUGCAAACACAUCUUGUUGACAAGUUGUAAGAUUUUUACGUGAGUAGUACAGUUCGCCUUGAGUUACUGUGGAAGUAUUUUGAAAAAACAUUAUGGUACGUUUUUUCAGUAUUUGGUAAAAGAUUGAACUAUUUUUGUAGUUAUGGACGAGACGAACUGUCAUAUUCACUUUCCUGACUCAAACAGAGGAUCUGCCAGCGCCGAGAAAAGUAAUCAGGUAUGUUGUCUCCCAAACUGUUGUUUCUAUUGACAAGUAAGAUAUCGAAAACACUGAAGACAGCGUGGUACAUGUACACACGUAAAAAUGUCACAAUUUGUCAACAAGAUGUGUUCGCAACAGGCUUGUAGCAAGCUUGUCAACACGUUGUAACAAUGCUGUUAUUUUAUCAAGUUGCUACAAGGUUGUCAAUCACAACUUGUUGACAAAUUGUUGAAUUGCAGGACGAUAAUAAGUUGUUGGAACAACUUGUAACAAGUCUGUUGAGUUCAACAACCUUGUAGCAAGUGCCGUUGACAGUUUGUCAACAAGCUGGGAACAAGCAGUGCGAACACAUCCUGUUGACAAGUUGUUGGAACAGCAUUGCUACAAGUCCACUGCAGGUUUGUUACAACUUGUGCGUUUUUUCCUGUGUAUGAUUGCUACGGACUCACUUAACUGUAACAUUGCUCUUUCCCGUCCAAACACUUUCCAAUUGACAAUAUAAAAUCAUCAAAUCACCAUUUUCACUUGUUUUAUCCAUAUAAUGUUUUAGGUCUCUAUUACUGGGCAACCUGAAGGAGUCGAGAAGGCCAGAGCUCGGAUUAGAGUAAGAAUUUUUUAUUACCAGUACUUAGUAACCAAUACAGCUUUCAUUACAACUUGGACAAGCUAGGAAAGAUCUGAAAUUCUUGAUAUUUUCUCGAAUGGUUUCACGUUUGUCCACCCCUAACAGCAUUGCUGUGGAGAAAAGAUUUGCAUGCCAUCAAAAAUGUUUCCGUAGAUGAAUGGAUAAAAAACUUGUUAGUUUAAACCAGGUAUUUUCCAUAUGAUCGUAACGGUUUAUCGUAAUAGUUUUUACCUGUAAACCACAUAUAAAUCAUAAGUAUCCUUCAUUUGUAACCACUCCGCGUAUUUUCAGUUCUAAGCUGUUGUAUUUUGGCUGAUGAGAAAGAUCGUGACUCAAUCUUUACGAGACUUUAUGAAUUAUACCCUGGUUCCAGAGGCUCUUUGCGAGCCUCUGCAGGAACCAGGGUAUAUGAAUUAUGGUGGUUUAGCCACAAUGAAGCAGCCAAGCUCUGUGGGACUGUCAAAUUUGACAAAGAUUGUGGAUAAUUCAGUUUUUAUUUCCACAGGAAAUGUCACCUCUGGUGAUAUGUUUUGAGAUUCCCCACUAUGACUCGAUGUUUCUACCACUGGACCCUACGUCACCACCUAUUCAGAAUAUUUCACAACGAUAUGACGUCACUUUCAGUACAAAGGGGGUAUGUUCGCCGCAUUUACAACUAAUAUUUAUACAAUGAACUCCAUUUGGCAUUUUCACUCAUUAUAAGCGAAUUUUUGCUGUGAAUCAAUAAGUGCAUUUAGGUCUAGUCAACCAGUUCCAUUUAUGUUCUACGGGAGUUUAUACCCUGGGUUCGUACAAAACUUGAAAUUAAGUCCUUAGCCUACGGUGUAAAUCCCAGCAGAAACACGUAUUUCUGCUGGGAUCUACACCGUAGGCAAGAAAGUCCUUGAAUGUCCUUGAAUUUGAAAACACAAUUUCAGGGCCUUGAAUGUGUUGGAAUUUGCAAAGAAGUACUUGAAAAUUCUUGAAUUCUUCUUGCUUUAGUUUAUGAAUAUUUUCUGAAAUUGUUUGACAUUCAAAAACAGACAUUUUGUUGAAUUGUGAUUUGGCAUGUUCAUAUCUGACAAAAAGCUGUUUUAAAUUCAUUAAAGUUGCGUUCUGAACAAUUCAACGUCACAUUUUAUUUAUAUUUAGUUUUAUUUAUAUACAGUAUUUAGUCCAUGAAUUUGCCGCCCGAUUCAUGCUCUUGAAUGUCCUUGGAAAGUCCUUGAAUUUGACUCUCUCUGACUUGUGCGAACCCUGUUAAUACCGCGUUGUUUUUUACCAGAGAACGCAAGUGGGUUUGAUAGUAGCUGUUCGAGGGAGUCAAGACAGAGUUUCUUGUAUUAAGGUACUUUACUUUGUUUACUUUCUUCUUGACAAAAUACGCCUGGAAUUCUAAGAAAGCUUCGCAUUGAUAGGGAUACAACUACCUGAAAAAUACAAGGAGUACUUCGACGUUUCUAGUUUGUUGCAUCUCUAUCAAUUCCAAGAUUUCUUAUUAUUGCCACUACCUACAUUGUACCGCCUACACGCGUAAAAACGCACAGCUUGUAACAAGUCUGCAAACAAGUUGUUACAAGUCUGUUCACAAGCUGUCAACAAGUUGUGUUCGCACUGCUUGUUCCCAGUUUAUUGUAACAAGUUUGGAACAAGCUGUUAACAACUUGUAACAAGCUUGAUGGCAUUAUCAGCCUUGUUACAAGACUGUGCUAACAACCUUGUUACAGCCAUGAUAUAACAAGGAUGUUACAAGGUUGUCAACACAAGGUUGUAACAAUCUUGUUAUAUCAAGCAUGUAACAGACUUGUCAGAACAACCUUGCAACAAGUCUGAUAAUUUCAACAAGGUUGUUACAAGUUGUCAACAAGUUGUUCCAAACAUGUUGACAACUUGUGACAAGCAGUGCGAAUACAUCUUGUUGACGGCUUGUUGGCAGACUUGUUACAAGAUGUGAGAUUUUAAUUUUUUACGUGUGUAUGCAAAUACAUAUUACAUUUUUUUAAAACCUUUUCAGGACGCAAUUGACUGUCUUUUCAAGCAGCUUACUGGAUCAUCAGAGGUAUCAAGUUGAUCAUUUGUCUAUGUACAUACUUUAUGGAGGUGGUCCAAAUACCAUCGUUCAACAGAUGGUGAUCAACAAGAUAAUUCCCAUUAUAAACUAAUUUUAAAACUAGGCAAGGAGAUGCAAAUAAAUCACGACAGCUAGUUGUAAGAGCAUGCUAAAAUGAGUAAAAUCGCAAAGUUUGGUUGCGAAAUGUUGUAAAAUGCGGAAAAUAUAGCCUUGCAAAGUUUGCAAAUUUUGUGUGCUUUUGUAUUGCGUGCGGAAAUUGCUACCAUUUUCGGCCCAAAUGUGUAAAAUGUCCAAAAUAUAUCUCCUGUUCUCCCUGCAUCUAGAUUCCUAAUGUAGUUCAGUUAUACCUUGACGUGGCCCCCCAGCAUCACAUGUUUUUGAUUGGAGAAUCAGCUUGUAAUCUCAGGAAUAUAAUGCUACAGACUGCAGCGAAGAUCGAGUUACCAGAUCCGCGAGCGUACUCGCGUCACGGCAUGAUCACUGUGACGGGAUCAGUUAAUGCUGUGAUUCAAGCAAGAGCACUGCUUGUGGUGAGUAUAUAGAUCAAGGUUACAUUUCCCAGUGCCGUAGCAAGCUCGAUAAUUGGGGGGCUCAUAUUUAUGUAUUCGUGUUCUGCGUUAUUAAUUUCUUUUGAAAUCGAUUGUUUAUAUGGUCUGUGAACACGAAUAUAUGAAUACGAGCCCCCAAUGGAGCAUUUGCAUUAUAGACUAUAUUUUGAUCUAAACAAGUCUAGACAAAAAUUUCAUCACAGCUUGAAAGAGCAUCACAAAAUUAAUAAUAUUCCGAAGUUUCGUUGCGAAAUGUUGUAAAAUGCGGAUAAUAUAGCCUUGCGAAGUUUGCCGUUUUUCAGUCAUUUUGCAUUACGCGGGGGAAAUUGACAGCCCAAUACCCUUUGGGGCUGUCAAUUUUCCGUUUGUAAUAGAAAAUGACUGAAAAACGGCAAACUUCGCAAGGCUAUAUUAUCCGCAUUUUACAACAUUUCGCAACGAACGAAACUUUGGAAUAUUACUAAUUUUGUGAUGCUCUUUCAAGUUGUGAUGAAAUGUUUGUCUAGACUUGUUUAGAUCAAAAUUUAAUCUAUAAUGCAAAUGCUCCAUUAUCGAGCUUGCUACGGCACUGUUUCCGCUAUACGGGAUAGCUACGCUUUCCGUAGCGACGCGAAAACGCACCUAUCCGAUACGGAAUAUACAACUUUCAGAAGCUGAGCGAAACAACAUCUCUCCGUUGCAAUAAUUCCUCUGAAAAUAGCGUUCCUUAAAGGUACGGAUGGUUUUUUUUCACAUCACUACGGACAGCUAUCUGGUACAGUAUAAACGUAGCCUAAGAGGAGAAUAUUUUGUAUGUUACGUAACACGCGCUCAAAACAAUGAAUAUACGUCUCUACUUGGUUGUGACCUUAUUCAAAUUUUUCAAUUUUUGAUACGUUAAGGUUACAGGACACCCUUUUUGGCGUUUUGCGGAAAAUCGCUACUGCGCGCUCAAUAUCAGUCCGAUUUUCAUCAAAUUUUCACCAAAUGUUCUCCUGUGCAUGCAAAAUAUAGUAAAGUUGUAAAAUUAACAAACAAUAAAAUAAUGUAAGAAUUAUUCGGGAAAAUAAAAUAGUUGUUCUAAAAAAUUGUGUUUGGAAAUUUUUGUUUAUUUCGUCAUUCCGCUGAUAUGGCGAUUUCUUUGACGACUGCAAUAUAUUUCUGAAUUGUUUGAGUGAAUUGCUCUUUAUUUUUAAAAUAUCCAAAAUUAAGAAAAAGCCGAACACAAUUUUGAAACUGACUUCUUUAUCCAUGUCCUGUGAAAAUGUGAGAAAAAUUGGUUAAAACCCGCAGGAGCACAACUCAUUUGAAAAUCAGUAAUUGCCGUAAACUUUUUCGGGAGAAAAUUGAAUUUGAAUAUUACAUUUUCAAUGUUUUUCUUAUUGCAGCGAAAUGUACUUUAUUAAAUAACUCUGCGAGUUUUCAACAUUUUUCGUCCAAACUUGGUCAGAUAUUAGAACUAGUCUAAUGCUUUCAUGCAAACCAAUAAAAAAAUUUUAGCCAAAAUUAACACUCAAAGGUGUUCUGUAACCUUAAUGAGUUUACCUUCAUUUAAUUAGGCCUUCGUUUUUGCUAAACAUUGCUUGAUUGAAAUGAAUUUGAUUUUUCAGAAUUGUUUGCCGUUGUUGCUAAUGUUUGAUUUGAAGGAAGAAGAGGCAAGACAUCUUCAAGAUCAACCAGGUUAGAAUUCUUCAUUACAAUGGAUGAUUGCAGCAAAAGACUGAAUUUUGAUCGAGGCAAGAAAAACAAAAUCCAUCCCCAUAGCUAGAAAGAGCAUGUUAAAAUUAGUAAAAUUGCAAAGUUUGGUUGCGAAAUGUUGUAAAAUGAGGAAAAUAUAGCCCUAUGAAAUUUGCAAAUUUUGUAUUUGUAUGGGAAAUGCACCACUUUCGACCCAAAUGUCGUGCAUUUUCCCGCGCGUAAUGCAAAUUAAUACAAAAUUUGCAAAUUUCGCGGGGUUAUAUUUUUCGCAUUUUACAACAUUUUGUGGCCAAACUUUGCAAUUUUACUAAUUUUAACAUGCUCUUUCUAGCUUUGGUGAUAGAUUUUGUUUUUCCUGCCUAGAUCAAAAUUUAGUCCUAGCGCUAGGGCUAGGUUAAGUCAAAAUUAUAUGUAUGACAUUUUGUCUAACAACAGAUAAUUUUAUUCGUCCAUUUUAUUUCAGAGAAAGUAAAACAAAUCGAGACAAAGUUUUUUGUAUCGAUAACGAUCAAACCAAAACCGAAACAAUCAAGCAAGGUAAAAUAUAGUGGAGAUUUUCAUCCUUUCUUUUUAUAAAAGUAGUUAGUAUUUCGUGUAAUAUAUAUAUAUAUAUAUAUAUAUAUAUAUAUAUAUAUAUAUAUAUAUAUAUAUAUAUAUAUAUAUAUAUACCAUAUGAGCGGUCGUAUUGUAUCAAUUUACAAACUCGAGCUGAAGACGAGAGUUUGCAUAUCCGAUACAACACGACGCGAAUGUUGUAAAUGCUUGUGAAACGUCUUGAUGAGAACAUUCGUAUUCUUUAACAAUUCGAAAUAAAUGAAUGAUAUUUGGUGAGAAAAUUGAACUUAAAGUCAGUAUGAUUAUGGGCGCUUUCCAUUAACACAGCCAGAUCGGUCAGAACGGUCAAAUUGUCGAAUGGGACACAAAACGUUUUUUUACUUUACUUUACUUUUUACUUUAGGUAGGGCUUUGGAACCUACCUGACCGGAAAAUUUGGAUAGAAUGAGGUCCAUUUUCGCUAAAUAUUUGAGAAACAUAGACCAGAUCUUUCCAUUGAUACGGAGACAAAAAUUCGAGACGUCUGGCCAGUCAGGCAUUUAAAUGGAAAGCGCCCUUUGUAUCAGAUAUACAAACUCCUUCACGCUCAUGGAUUUCUUUUGUGUUUUCCUCAUGAAUUAUUAACGAGUUUCACAUUUAAUUUUACUAAACUUUGCAUGAAGUGUCAAAAUAUUUUUUCCUAUUUUCUUCAGUCCGUCACAAUCAAGAGCAAGGAAAACAACGCUCAAAAUAUGUACCUCACCCGCUUAGAAAUCCUGGGGAACCCAAUGGACCCACAAAUUAUGCAACACCCACCUCCCCUCGCACCACCUUUCCUUCACAGUACCUCGUGGUUUGCUGCUAACCAAACAAGUAUCGACUUCUCUCCCUACUCCUCGCCAUACACCUCUCCCCUCGCUUCCCCCACUCCACAUUCAAUAAGUUCAAUACGGUCAGAUUCACCCGUGUUCCAUACACGGCGAACACCCCCACCCACUAAUCUCAAAUGUCCUCCCGGAUUUGACCUCUGGGGGCGACACCAUCGCUCUGAAAGCUUCAAUAAUGGCGAAUAUCACAGACGAACGAACUCGGCUGAUAACAAUCUCUCAAAAGUUGUUCGCGAUGCAGUUUCAGAAGGAGGUUGGUAACUAGCUGGUUAUAGUUUACUUCUAGUUUGACUCACAAAACAUCCCAGACUUUCUCUGAGUGCUCGGGUUUCCUCCUGUAGUAACAUUAAAUCAAUAAGAGAUAACUCUUACUGGACAUAUAUCUUGGGGGAACAGUUUACAACUGAUAGAGCUGUCCAGUAUAAAUAAAGUUAGUUUAGUUUAGGUUUCCUUCUGUAGUAACACUGGAUCAAUAAGAGAUGAUCUUUACUGGAUCUCUAGGGAGAACAGUUUAGAACUGAUAGAGCUAUCCAGUAUAAAUAAAGUUAGUUUAGUUUAGGUUUCCUCCUGUAGUAACACUGGAUCAAUAAGAGAUGAUCCUUACAGGACCUCUAGAAAGAACUGUUUAGAACUGAUAGAGCUAUCCAGUAUAAAUAAAGUUAGUUUAGUUUGGGUUUCCUCCUGUAGUAACACUGGAUCAACAAGAGAUAAUCCUUACUGGACCUCUAGGUAGAAGAGUUAUCCUGAUCCAGUAAAAUAAAGUUAGUUUAGUUUAAUUUUCUUCCUGUUGUAACAACUGGAUCAAUAAGGGACCACUUCGACUGGAGAGACGUGUAGAAGUGAUAGAGGUAUCGAAAGUUAGUUUAGUUUAGCUUGGGUGUAGCUUUACUGUAAGUUUACACACAAACCUAAAAACCACACACAAACCUACAUGGUUUGUAUUUUCUUUUUUAGGCUCACCAAAUGAAUCAUAUGAUUUCAUGGUUCCUCGCAGGAAUUCUGAGCCCACAUCUUAUGCUGAAGCAUGGAAAUCCUCUUCUAAUGGUAGCCAGAGUAAGGCGCCAGGCUCCUCUGCUCGGAACACCCCUCGUACCAGUCCUCCUCGAACCAGCCCUCCUCGUUCAAGUUCUCCUCGAACCAGCGAGAUACUAAACACACAACAACGGUAUACAUUUCUUGAAGGAACAAAGAAUGCUGGGUAAGGAUUUGGGCAGCACGUGGACAGCAUGUGGCCAGCACGUGAACAGCUGGUUGCCUUUUUUACACACGUAAAAAUUCUUACAUCUUGUAGCAAGUCUGCCAACAAGUCGUCAACAAGUGGUGUUCGCACUGCUUGUCCCAAGUUGUCAACAAGUUUGGAGCAAGCUGUGAGCAACUUGUAACAACCUUGUUGAUAUUAACAUACGUGUUGCAAAGUUGUUCCAACAAGUCCGAUACAGUCAUGAUAUAACAAUAUUGUUACAACCUUGUGUCGUCAACCUUGUAUCAUUCUUGUUAUAUCAUGAGUGUAUCGGACUUGUUAGAACAACUUUGUAACAAGUCUGAUAAUGCCAUCAAGUUUGUUACAACUUGUUAACAGCUUGUUCCAAACUUGUUACAACAACUGGGAACAAGCAGUACGAACACAACCUGUUGACAGGUUGUGAACAGAUUUGUAACAACUUGUUUGCAGACCUGUAACAACUUGUGCGUUUUUACGUGUGUACAAAUGGUCAAAUCAAUGCCGUUUGACGGAAGAUAUAAAUAUUUUAUUUUAUAUUUUAGAUCUCACAAACUGCUCGAUUCCCAUGGCUCAAACCCAGCGAGUUCAUUUGAUUCUCUGGCCUCCGUGUAAGUGAACGAGAUCAUCAAUGGUUUUCUGUUUAUAAUUUCACGUCGCUUAUGAGAAGAGGCUCCAUUUUAAACUCACUCUGAUUUUCUUACUUUAUUUUUUGUAGUUCUUUCAAUAUGGAUCGUUGCAUGAACUCGUCACCAACAAACAAGGUACAAAAAUGGAUGAUUCGAGCUAUAGGCGAAAUUUUGAUCUAGACAAGACGAACGUAAUCCAUUCCGAUAGCUGGAAAGAGCAUCUUAAAAUGAGUAAAAUUGCAAAGUUUGGUUGCGAAGUGUUGUAAAAUGAGGAAAAUAUAUGUAUUUGCAUUACGCGUGGGAAAAAUGACCAUUUUUGAGCCGAAAUUUUACUUCGCAUAAAUACAUAAUACAAAUUUGCGAACUUCGCAGGGCUAUAUUUUCCUCAUUUUACAAUAUUUCGCAACCAAACUUUGCAGUUUUACUCAUUUUAAGAUGCUCUUUUUAGCUAUGGUAAUGGAUUCGUUUUUCUUGUCUAGAUCAAAAUUUCUAGCUUGUUAACAAGUUGUGACAAUGCUGUUCCAACAACUUGUCGACAAAAUGCGUUUGCAAUAGGUUUGCAUCCAUUAAAUUCUUUGUUUGAAACGAUUUGCCUACAACUACAACUUAUAAGUUAAUCAAAGCAUAUGAGAAAAGUCCCCAUUAUGAUAUGUUCUUGUCAGCUGCUGUCUGCUGAUUGCGAGAGAUACAGCUCCCUGAAAGAGACAAGCUGGAUUUCGACGUUUCGAGCGAAGGCCCUUUAUCGGAAGUUAGUGACUGGACGAGUUCUUGUUUAAUUGAAUUUUUUGUUUUAGUUUGCAGACUACGAAAGAAAGAAAGGAAUUUCAACAGAAUGUAAGUGUUCAAUUUAAAAACUGAACUGAUGUUGAACAAAUGAAUGUAUGCAACGAAUAAAAUCAUGUCUAUGCGACAAAAUAGUGGAAAAAAAUAACGCAUUACAUUGUUCAUCAUUUCGUUUUCUAGUGAUGACAAAAAAAGUCGAUCAAAGUCAAGUACGAGUCCCAACAGAUCUGUGGAGUGGCCUGCAUCUUUCAAAGUCUGCUGACUUUGAAGCUUUGAAGAAAAAAGAGGUUAGUCGACUUAGUCCUAGUCGUUUUGUAAAAGCUAGUCAUGCCUGGUUUUGGACAAGGAAAAUUUGUUCGUGUGUUCGGCCGCCAAGGAAAACUUGACAAGUGUUCAAGAAAUACUUUUAUGGUUUUGGCAAACAAAAAGACGAUCUUGAUGUGAGAUAAAUGUUUAACAUGAUUCCGUGCACACGAGAAACAAAACUUGUCAAGGACAAUUUGUUGACUGUACACACGAGAAAGUAAACUUGUCAAGGAAACUUGUCAAGGAAAACUUGUUGACUGUACACUAGCCUGCGAAUACAGACGCCUCACAUCGGGCGAAAUGUAGCUGUAUUCGCAGGCUAACUGUACACACGAGAAACUAAACUUGUCAAGGAAACUUAAUAAGGGAAACUUACUUGUCUGUUUGGGGCUUUUGAUACAACUAAUAGCAUAGGAGAACGGGGCUGAUGUUUUCUGGGGGGGGGGGGGGGGGGGGCAGUUGAAAGUUUGCCCGAAUUUUUAUGGAGAAUUGUAAUGAAAUAACCUGAUUUUAACAUAUUUUCUGAUAAAUCUGCCCGAAUGUUCUUGAUUUUUCCUAGCGUUUGCCCGAAUUUCCAUGGUUUCUCCAAAAUUUUUUUUUGGGGGCAGCGAAAGAAGCGAGAGACACCCAAUCACCUUCAGUAGAGGUAUGAUAUCAUCGAGUUUUGUGUACUAUUUACAAUAUAAGCUUCCUUGUUGUAUCGGAUACACAAGCUCGAGCCGAAGGCUUGUGAAACGUCUUGAUGAGAACAUUCGUAUUCUUCAACAAUUUAAAAUAAAUGAAUGAUAUUUGGUGAGAAAAUUGAAAGUUUAUGCAAAUCAGCAGGAUUUUGUACCAGAUAUACAAACUCCUUCACGUGAUUUCUUUUGUGUUUUCUUCAUGCAUUAUUAAUGAGUUUCACAAUUUAUUUUCUAAACAGACUAAUGUAAAGCCAGAAUUACUUGAUUGGAGGGUCAGGAGAGAUCCAAGUGCCUCAAUGCAGGUGAGGAUAUUUUUAUACUCGAGUGGCUUUCGCAGUAAGCAUGCAAUCUAACAUAAAACAAAUUAAUUAAUAUAUUCUGCAUUAUAGCCUUUAUACCUUCGUUUUAUACAUAUAGCAGUCUCGAUUUUGUGACAGUUUUAACUUUAUUUUCGUCUUGUUCAACAGGUUUUAAGGCCGAGAAACACUUAUAAAAGUCCCUGUAAGUAUGUAGAUAAAUAUAAAAAAUGUCACUAUAAGUAUAUUCAUAAUAUUUUCAAGAGAAACAUCAUAGGUAAUAGCAUGGAUUGUAAAAUAACUGGAUAGGAUAACUGUAUUUUAUUAUCCAUGGUAACAAAGGCUACCCCAUAGCACGUAUAACAGAUUAUAUAUGCUGUAUAUAUGUAUAUGUAUAUGGCAAUUUCUAGGAAAUGCCAUUAUCCUAGAUCUUUUAUUCUUUAGAUCAACAACCUGGAGGUAUUCCUAUCGCUAACGAAAGAGGAUUUGAAGGAAGGUGGCUUUGAACCACUGGGGGUGAGAAAGAAAAUCGAAAAUGCCAUCGAAAGUGAGCAUAGAAUAAUCUAAAGUUUUAUUUUUUGGAAAGAAAAUGCAGAAUAAAGCCCAGUCAAACAAAAUGAGAGUCGAUAAGAGUUGACAGUCACACAUUGUUACAGGGGACAUUUCAAGCUCUAGAUUAACAAAAAAAGGUUCGAUGAGUGUUCCAACUAUGUUCAGUUUAACUUAAAUAGAAUACAUGAUAGUGUUGGGAAAGUAUUAAGAACAGCUAACCAAGAUCUCGCCAACUCUCACGCGCUCUCAUCCUUGUUUUAUUCUGGUUUAAGAUGUCAGUUCCAAAUUCCUGUUUAAUUGUUUGUCUGCUGUCAGCAAUAAAAAAUAGGGUCCGUAGAUGUCAGGGUCAAUCCAACCCGCAGGAGUUGCUGCGAAAAAAGGAACCACAGCCCCACUCUGCUGGCAUCGAAUCCGCUGCCCUGCGAAGUAACAUCGUUGUAGUUUUCACAAUCCAAUUCUAUGAGUUGUUUCAAAAGAUUAUUGAAGCUACUUUUCCAAAACAAUAAUUAUGUAAAUAGUUUGUAUGUUUGUUAUUUAUUUAUGUUUGUUAAUUGUCUAAAGAAUAAUUAUGUAAAUAGUUUGUAUGCUGUAUAUGUAUUAGUGUUAAUCUUACACGUCCCCUAUGGAAAUCAUCGAAAGAUGUUAGAGCUAAGGUGUUUAAAUAUGUAUGUAUGUAUGUAGGUGUAAAAAGAGGAAUGGAAGAAGUGAGAAGAAAGGCUGUGGCUAACAGAGCUGAGAACUACCGGGUCUGUAAUCCCUUCAAUGAUUUCAACACUCGAAGUGGUCGUUUUUAACUGAUGGUCAUUUAUGAUGCAUACAGUUAAGCCUUCUGAUUGGCUGCAGUGUCAAGAUUUGAAUUAUUCCCGUUUGAAACGGUCAGCCGUGCGGUGUAUGACAUCAACAUUGAGGAAGCUUAUACGGUGGUCGAAGUUUAUUAACCAACGUGGAAUGUUUAGUAUUUAAUAUAUUAAUAAGGUUGAAAACCAAACAGUAGUGUUCUAAUGUCCUAUCACCGACUCUUAAAUUAACUGGAUAGAGGUAGUUUCGUUUGGAAUUUUAUUGAACAAUAGAUUUAAUCAACUAACGUAUGUCUAUGCGCGAUUGCUUGUGUCCAAUUCAGAGUUUUAGAUAACUCGUGUGAGCCUAGUUACCACUGUUUUGAUAAUGUAAGCAUAGAAUGGAACAAAGGUAACCAAAUUUCACAUGUCUAGUUACCACUGUUUUGAUAAUGUAAGCAUAGAAUGGAACAAAGGUUUUAAAUGGUAUAUGUGAGCGAAUUGAGUCCCAACUGUCAUAGACAGCGCGUUAGUUUAUUAUGUCUAUUUUCGGAGCUUGAGUAUUUAUAAUAACAUUGAGGUUGUGUUUGUUUCAAAUGGGUUGAAAAAUAGACCAUUUUUGGAAUUAUACCAAUUAUGGGUACUGGGUAAAUACCAUCUGAUCAUAUUUUGUGAUUGGCUUGUUUCUUCAUAAGUUUUAUUGUGUUUCAUUGCUAAAUAUAUUGAGCCAAUCACAAAAGCUGUUCAAGACGGUUUGAAGUGAUCCUGUCUGGAAAAGUUUGUUUGUUUUGGAUAAGAAAGGGAUCGCUGGCUCAAGGUUUUAAAUAUGAUCCCGGAAUGGGGUUUGAUAGCUAGGAACAUUUUGCAAUUAUGUGCGUUAUGAUGCAAUUUAUAUAGUAACUAUAAUCUGUUGUAGUACAGUAUUAGUUAUGAAACUGUUUUCUAAUAGAACUUAAGUUUAAGUGGUUGUACGUGGUAGUGAAAUGAACCCUUCUACACAUUGUAACCAGGAACAGUAAAAUAUUUGUAUCAAAUAAUUUUAUUGGGAUUGGAUAGCACAGUGUAAGGAUUAGGCAUUGUCUGUCAAGAUGUGAUGGUGAACAUAAGUUAUUGUGUCAUGUUUUUGUCGGAGUUUAUGCUAAUUUGUGCAAGGUCAUGGUCAUUGAGCUCAUUGUAUUUUUGUAUAAUGAAGUAGGGAUAGCUGUCAUGAAACGUGCAACCACGAUGAAUAAUAUUUAAUGAAGUUGAGACGAAGGAUUUGUGCAUGGUGAGUACAGUUCAACAUCAAACUAAGGUCUUCUAUUUUGUAGCUUCGAAGUUCUUCUAACUUCAAAGCAGACUUUGAUAUCUUUGAAGCAGACUUUAACAGCAGACUUUUAAGCAGACUCUGAUAUCUUUGAAGGUAGUUCUUUGUCUCAUCUAGUUGAGACAAAGAAUUUUUGCAUGGUGAGGAACAGUUCAACAUCAAACAAAUGUCUUCCAUUUUUGUGGCUUUGAAGUUUUCCAGGCUUCCAAACCAUCAUAUCUUGACAGAGUAUGGUUUAGGGUUUAGGUUAGUAAGUUAUUGGAACUGUUAGGCGUUAUUACCAAUAUUAUAUCGUAUAUAUUGGCCAUGUGGAUAUUGUCUAGGAAGAUCAUUUCUCGUGAAGAUUGCCUUGAAUGCGACUUGUCGCGUGGUGUAAUGCUACGUAGUGAAUUUUGUUAGUGGAAUUGUAGCUUGUGUGAAAAUCUUUUAAAAAGUAGCUAAAAACUUUUUGAAUUGAUUAAAAGAUUAAUUUGCAGUUG